Messenger RNA from Drosophila ficusphila, 1583 nucleotides. RefSeq lists its product as uncharacterized. The record is from RefSeq and is a predicted model, not a curated record. The transcript has 4 exons. Bases 140 to 1429 code for a protein of 429 amino acids. Gene Ontology annotation, cellular component: nucleus. Gene Ontology annotation, molecular function: protein binding. NCBI's taxonomy places the organism in Eukaryota, Metazoa, Arthropoda, Insecta, Diptera, Drosophilidae.
AUAGGUAGCAUACGUGUGGCAACCCUAAAAUAUAUAAAUAGCUUGGAGUGCAAAAAAUAUGUUUUUAAAGAAAUAAAAUAGAUAAUUAUUAGCUAAAUCGUGUGGAAAAUAGUGCUCGCUAGCACAACAAACCCGCACAAUGUCAAAGUCAAGCGCAGCACGCUGGGUGAAGUUCUUCAAUGCGGCGGGGAUACCAUCUCCUGCGGCCGCGGGAUAUGCCCACGUCUUCGUGGAAAACCGCAUUCAGGACGACAUGCUGCUAGACCUCAACAAGGAGUACUUACGAGAAAUGGGCAUUACUUUGAUGGGUGACAUAAUUGCCAUCCUGCGGCACUCAAAGAGUGUCUGCGAACAAAAUGCCCGGGAUCAGGUCCUCACCACCGAGGUGGUACAACCCGUUGCCCGUCCGGCAUCGCCAAAAGUCAAAACACCGGUGGCUGCCAAGCCGAAGACUUCUCCGCCCGCCAAACCGGCGAGACGGGUGCUCCCAGAGCACGAGGGCAAGUACAAGGUAACACUGCCCUCGGGAACCACAGAGCGUAGCAAACAGAUCUUGGCCAAGCGAGAGAAGCUAUAUUCCGAUCGCGUGAGCAGCUCCAAGAAGCCGGAUAUCUUUUCACGCCUGCAAUCUGGCGAGGAUGGAGCCCAGGAGGGCAUUGUCUCCAGCUCCGGCGAGAGCAGUGUUCGCGUUCACGUCAGUGGAUUGUCAAAAACGGCGGACACCUCCAACAGCUCGGUAUUUGCACGACUUGGCGGCAAACAGACUCUUCUUUCGGGAGACGUAACUCUUACUAAGGAAAUAAAAUCGAUCCUAAAGAACACACAACGCACGGUUGGAGGGGGAGUUACCAAAAACUCGCCCAUAAUCAAGGCUAAAAAGGUGGCUUCGUCUGCUGUGCCGCAGCAGAAAGUUAUGCUUGUGCAUAAGGUACCUCUUAAAAGGGGCGACGACGAAGAGGAUAGCAUGGACGAUCUUGGAAGCGAUGAGGACGAUUACAUUUCCAGCGGUGAAGACUACGAUAUGGGAUCCACUGAGAAGAUUGUAAAGUUCGCAUCCACAGCAGAGGUUCGGGAGAUUGCACCCGAGUCAUCUUACAAAGCAAGGCACGGCAAAAACUUUGCCAACAAUAUUAAAUCGAGGCUGGGAAUUGUAUCCAAACUUCAUGCCACCAAAAAGACCUACAACCUAAAGGCAUCGCCUUCAAAGAAACCACAGACUCGCAUCAGUCCGGUGAAGGGCAAGACCAUACGCAUGCGCAGCGACGAGCUGAUGACUCGCCAGGACAUGCUACCCGUUCACAGAAGGUUAGGAAAUAACUCGUCAUCCGCCCCAAACAGGGCUCCGCCGGCACCACCGCAUCGCCAGCAGAGACCGGAACCACAGCAGCAGAAAAGAAGUAUGUCCCGCCAAGGCGGCACAACAGCAUGAAUGCAGGUCACAAGCCACGAGAUCAAUCUGGAUCUGUCUUCGACCGCCUGGGCUUCAACAACUCUAUGUAAAAAUAAGUAAUGUGUCUCAUAAAUUGUUUUAAGUUCAAUUGCGCCUAAAUAACUUUGCGAGUAAAUGUUCGAAUUGAUUCAGA